GUCUCGGCCAGCGCCGGGGAGGGACACCACUUCACAACACCGAUUCUAUUCAUACAUAGGAAAUAUUUAUAUAUCUCCGUCUCUUUCACGCGUAUUGAGAAAUAAUUAAAUGAAUGGUGAACGAGUGAAACGGGAAUAUGUUCGAGUGGAAAUUAUUGAAAGCUGGGCCAGGCCAGUCGCCAUGUAGAAUUUUUUGAUGUGGGUGUUGUGUCUUGGGACGUCAAACGCUUCAAUGAUUAUUAUUUUCAAGUGGACGUUAAUUUUUGUGUAAAUCGCCAUUAACAUUGCGUAUCGUGGUAUUUGUUGGUGUUAUUCGGACUAAUCCAUUGUGUUAGUGAAUCAUUUUGAUCUGGUGACGGCAGAUAAUAAACUGGUGGGGGGCUGCUAAAAUACUACGACAGGAUAGUAACAACGUUUUACAACUCGAGAGGUGUUCGGUGCGCUCAUAAAAUUUCUCAUCUCGGUGCGGGCGAGUCGGACUUCCAUUUUGUUUUAUUAUGUGGUUGGACUGUUUACUCGGUGCGUUGCAUUCGGGACAAUGGAAAGCGACGGUGGUGGGGGCGCGAAGCUUGAGUGAGUGGUAGCGGAGGUGAUGCAGCGAGACCACGCGGGCGGCGCCCCGCACCACCCGCACUCCGCCGCCGCCCCCGCGCCCUCGCAUCCCCACUACCGGUCGGCGAUCUACGACAUCGAUGACCAGAUACCGGCAUCGGUCAUCAGCAGCGUCGGCACAGUGAGCCUUUCGCAGUCGUCCACAAACCUGACGCCGAACAUAACUAUGGCUAACCCAACCAAUCCCGGCAACGCGAGUAGCGGUAACGCUCCGCAGCCGCCGCCGCAGCAAGCGACCCAGGCGCCUGUCCGCAAUCUGCCCAAGAAACGCAAGUUCGACCCUUCAGAGCUCGAAGAGAUCGAACGCAACUGCAUGAACAACAUCGCCAUCUCCGCUCCUCUCCCAGUGGAGUACCAACCGACCAUUCAAACUGUCCCCCAACCCUCCCCCAUUGUCCAACAUCCCUCUCCCCCGACGGAUAUCAAGCCAUAUUCCAUCCAUUACCCCAACAUUGACCUGUCCGAGUGGCGCGACCAUCGCGUGCUCGCCAAGCAACGCGGCAUUUACAUCCCGGGCGUGAUUCGGCAAGCGGACGGCUGCAAAGUGAUAGUGGAGUUGGACGGGCAGGAGAAUGACCCGGUGGAGUACAGUGACAUUUUCGGCAAGAACAAGUUCGAUGUGAUAAGUGACGCGAGCCCGCAAAUGAGCCAUCUCCUGAUCGGCUCCGCGUGUGUGGUGAGGACUGCUGACCCUCUCCGGGAGUGUGGGCCAAAUGUGUUCCUUGAGGGGAUCGUGUGCGAGGUUCUCAAUUCGCCUAGGAGGAUCAGAGUCCAGGUCACCGACCGCGAGUGUAAAGAGAUGGUGGAAGUGAAGCGAGCCGACCUCAGGCUCCUCCAGCCUCCCUGGGCGGACGAGUUGGAGGAUGCUGGUUCGCACUCAGUGUCUGGGAUGCACAUGAUGCAUUCCACGCCUCGUGUGCAAAUGCAUCCUGCGCCACAGCCGUUCCAGAUGGGCUCCGAAAACUUUUUCACCUCAUCCCCAAUGCUGGGCAGUAACGUGGUGACCGUCGGCGCGCUGUCCAACGGUUCUAUCGACGACCUGCGCAAGCGCACCUUCGACGAUUACUGCGAGAGCGACGACGAUCUUCGCCGCGAGGAUAUAUCCUUCUCCGCCGAUCCUCAUAUGGGUCAAUCUCAGGCGGCCACACCGCAUAAGUACAAGAAAGGUGACGUGGUGUCAACACCAACCGGCAUUCGUAAGAAGUUCAAUGGGAAGCAAUGGAGGCGGCUCUGUUCCAAAGACUCGUGCACUAAAGAGAGCCAACGCCGCGGAUUCUGCUCGCGCCAUCUUUCCCUGCGUGGCGUGACGUCACGCUCGUCUAACACGCCCCUGGCUCAAGGGUCAACGCAUACUCCGCAGCAGAGAAGCAGUAGCAAGUCGCUAUCAUCGAGUGGGACCGGCGUGGAAGGAGAUGAGACUUCCCGCGAGAGUGACACCACACCUCCUCACUACCGCGUCACAGGACGCUUCGACCCCGACGAGACCGAGGCCGCUAACAUGCUGGUGUCGCUAGGCAGCUCUCGCUCGGGCAGUCCCGGGGCUUCCCCGGUAGGCGGCGUGGCGUCUCCAGGGCUUCGAAAUAACGUGUUCGUGCCGAUAUCCAGUCCGCAGCCGCAGCCGCCGCACGGGCCCACUGUGUACCAUCACCUUAUCAGGCCAGAGCUGGUUCGGCCCGGUAGAGGCAGUCCUCCCGUUGGAGGUGUAGCCACUAGCGUCAUCAGGGUAUCCCCUGCGCCUACAUACUAUCAGGUCUCAGAAAACCGCAACGGUCCCACUAAUCUCCACCCAAACAUAACUUCCCAAUCCAGCGUGAUCGGCGUCCAAACGUCGGGCCUAAAUAGCCAGAGCACGAUCCAGAUAAGUCUCAACGCGCCCACCAGUCUGCAAUCCAGUCUCUCCCUCCCUUCCAGUAUAUCCCUGAACCUGAACAACCAGAAUCACCAAACCAGCAUCGCAAAUACAAUUCGAAGUACGAACGAGAUCCCGCACAAUUUAGUCGUACACCGCACCACUAACGGUAUCGACAUAGACGUAUACAGGCAGCAGCCGUUACAUCUAAGGAACGGCAUCCACGAAUACCGUCGCGAGGAAUCGCCAACAAUGAAUAGCCAUGAGAAUUUUUUAAAUAGACGAGUCUCGGAGUAUGAGGACGACGAUCACGCUAUACCUCAGAGGGAGAGAGAGAACGCCCGCCCUGGGGGUCUGUCGGACCCCCGCCCGGGGGGUCUAUCAGACCCCCGCCCGCCGGAAAUGUCCGAGACUCGCGUGGAAGACAAGAGGAUUGUGAAGCCGGCGCCGGUGCAAGCGAGACUCGUCUCCGUGCUGGACACGGAGUCGAAAGACGCUAUGAAGAGGUACUACGUGAUACCGCAGAACACACUUUGUGAGAAGAAGAUUGUGCUGAUUAAAAAUGAGCCGGAGACUGUUCAAAUAGAGCAGAAGAUGUCUCAAUUGGGUCAGCACCUCAACAACAACGAACCAGAACACGAAAGGGGUCUUGACAAUGGAGUCAAUGACCAUGUAAAUAAUGUGAACAAUAGUGCUGUGAUAGUGCACCCCAGUCAGCUGCUGCCUGUCUUGCCUCCGCCUACGUCACACACAGCUAUCAUAGUAUCAACAAGCGGCGUGCAAGGCGGCGUGUUCCCCUGGCAGUCGCUGGUCCCGCUACUGGCCGCGUCGUCCCCACCCCCCGCGGCGCCGGCGUCCCCGCGAACGCCCCGCACGCCGCGGACGCCCCACACGCCCCAUACGCCCCACACGCCGCAGACGCCGCACACGCCCCACAUCAAGACUGAGGACCAGAUCAAGACUGAGGCUACUGGUGACGCCACCGCCGUGUGUACGGAGGAAGACGACGACGUUUUCGAGUGUGAAGAAACAACCGGCACAGAAGAGUCCAAUAAGCGCCGGUCGCAGAGCCUGUCUGCGCUUAACUCGCCCGCCGCCACGGAGAAGAAGGAGCGUCGCAUCCGACGUCCAAUGAACGCGUUCAUGAUCUUCUCCAAACGGCACCGGCAAAUCGUGCACCAACUGCACCCGAACCAAGACAACCGGACCGUCAGCAAGAUAUUGGGGGAGUGGUGGUACUCUCUGAAGCCUGAAGAGAAGCAGAAGUAUAACGAGUUGGCGAGCGAGGUAAAAGAAGCCCACUUCAAAGCUCACCCCGAGUGGAAAUGGUGCAAUAAAGACAGGAGGAAGUCUUCAAGCAGUAGAGACCCUACUGGUUCUAUGCCACAGAGUCCUCGGACGCCGUCAGAAGCGGGCGCGGGCGCGAGCGCAGACGUGCCAGUUACGGUGGCUGCGUACGCGCACGUGGGAUCGCCGCAGCUCAGUGACGACGAGCCUAUGAUAACACAAACGCUCUGCGAAGAAACACCAGCGCCUGCUCCGAACCUCGAGAUCGAUCUCAAGUGCGGGGAGAAAGUCACCGACUCCGACUCAGAAGGGAUCGACACCCGAGACUAUCUGCCCCAUCACGACCAUACGAGACGGCCUAAACCUAUUAAGGCUAGAGCUGGCUCGUCAGACAACCUUCUCGGUGGGAUCACAGCUUCGAGUCCUGGGGGGUCUAAAGUGUUCCAACCCACUGGUGGUGCGUUCAAAUCUACACACGCUGAUACAGGCGACAACCACCGGCAGUGGUUCACCCACCUCAAGACGAGCGUGCCAAGCCAAGUGCCAAGUUCCCCUCACCCCUCGCAGUCGAUAUCUACAAGCACUCAGAGUCUGACCAACAGUGUUCAAGGCAUAUCGCUGAGCGCACCCAAUCUCACCACCCAGGCUGCGUUGGACAACGCUAUUGCUUCGAUUAUGAAUUCUCCCACGUCUACUAGUGGAGUGCAGUGUUUUGGUCCACAGGUGAUCUCGCAGACUUCCACGUCGCUGCUCAAGAGCGUCACUCUCGUCAAGAGGAAUAUCAACGAUAACACUGGGCCCCUAACCCUGUCCGUGGAUGCGUCAGGCAAGUUCCUAAUCACGGCCAGCCAGGCCGGCGAGCAGCCGGGCGAACAGCCCUUGCAGUAUGUACAGCUGCAGAGACUGUAUGUGCCUACCUUCAGUAAUGAAGUGGAAACCAGUAAACCCCAAAGUCAAAACGUACAAAGCGCCCCUCCAUCUGUGAUAGUGUCGCAAAGCAACAGCCAGAGCGCGCCUAAACCUGUAAAUAAUGUGCAAUGGGAGACACCGGCAGAGGAGACUAGGCCAUUCCCGCUGGCGCCCACGCCUGCUCAGCUCGGCCGAGCGCCAUUGCAGAAGCGGCUUAGUCGAGGAACGUCUACAGGCUCCACCGGCAGCGCGGAGCAGCGGCCCGCCACGGAUAGCGGCCCUACCACGCCGCUGGACGAGCCGCUGCCCUCGCCCAAGCACGACCUGCCCAGCCCCUCGCUCAAGAAGAGCCUGUUCAAGAAAGGCAACGAGGACGGCCGCGACAAGGUGUUAGAGUCGGUGAAGUUCGAGCAGAAGUUCAGCACUUUACCGCAGUUCAAACCAGAAGCAUGUAGCCCCAGUGCAAUGGUGGUGCCGUGCAGCCCGCUGUACUUGCGGAAGAAACACAACAAGAUGGGAAUGGAUGAGGAAAGCACAGUGGUGACGCCACAACUAGAACCGGAGGUGAUCAACGUGAACGGCAACAGUAUGCCCACGCCGCACUCCUACGGAACCCCACAUACCACCACCAAGCUGGUCGGGAACACAUUCUUCGGGCCCGACUUCAACCUGGAGACCUUCAGAGGUUCGGAGAGCCUCGACGAGAUGUCGCCACGCACGCCGUGCUCGGGCAGCGCGUGCGCGCCGGCGGGCGCGUGCGGCGCGCGCGGCGAGGCCGGCCACCGCCGCGUGCUCGAGCAGCGCCGCAACCUCGUGCUCAAGCUCUUCAAGGAGCAGGGCAUGUUCCCCAGCUCGCAGGCCACCACCAACUUCCAGGCCACUCACAUGGACAUAUUCCCGACGAAGAUGUCGCUGCAGCUAAAGAUCCGGGAGGUGCGACAGAAACUCAUGGCGCAGUCCAACCUCACGCCACACUCGGAGGUCAACACGCCCACAAAUGUGAAUUCUCCGAUCGUGUCGGCCGCACUGCAGCCGACCUCUACGGCCAGUUAGCGAUGUGGGUAUACCAUCUCCAUUGUCGUGCAGGAAUAGGCAAUACUAUUCAGUUGUUGACGCUUUAGCUAUUCUUCUCUUUAGUUCAUUAAGGUACCUCUACAUAAGUCACAUUAUAUGGCCCCUUACUUAUUUUCGGCCUUCGACUCAGCUAGAUUCGAUAUACAACUUUACUGCGUUGUAUUAAGGUUCGCGAACAUCUGUCAGCUACUUCUCCAAUGCCAAUUGAUAUUGUAGUAUGACCGAGUCACUGAUACUUUCUUCUGGCGAGUCUAUAAAUAUUGAGUAAUAAAUAGUUAAAGUGGCAACAGCUGAAUAUUUAGAAUAAUUCUGUUUGUAACAGAUACCUUUGUGCAAUGGAGUUGUGAGAUUUUCGAGUGUUCUAUCUUAUAGUGAUCACUUAUUUUAUAAUACAUACUUCGAUGCUUGAUGGCAUUUAAAUUAUACGAUUCUAUUCUUCGUAGUAAAUCUAUCACUUUAAGAAAUUUUGGACAUAAUAGAAAAAACAAAAAAAUGUAUGUUGAGAUGUUAUUAUGACGAAUGAAAGGUCCGAAGUCGCAUAUCAUUUGUUUUGUUUAUCAACGUGAACUGACGUUCUUCCAAAUUCGGAGUGAUUGGUGGAGUGGGUGGGUGCCUUUGAUUUGCGAGAAAGACAAUUAUUUUAUUUUGGUGUUAAAUCGUAAUUUUAGGUUAUUUCUAUCAUCGUAGCUAUUCCUUAGCACUUCGACAUUUAUGUCAGUAAAAUUUAAGAUAUAGCGGUUAAUACUUAUGAAUGUGGAAUUAAUUAACGUUUCAGAAGCGAAUAUUAAAAUGAAUUCUUCGCUUUCACAUCUGGACAAGCAUUUCAUCGAUUCCAUUGUUCAGACUAAACAUAAAAACACAAAAAAAUAUCGUAAUUAAUCAUAAUCUUUGUUAUCGCGGUUGUAGGCGUCUGACGUAUUCAUAUAGGUUGCAGGUAGUAUUGUACCAGAGAAGGUGUUGAGUGCCAUCGGAAUAUUUUACCGGAAGGCAAUAUUAAAUAAUACAAGUAGCUAGGUAAUUUUGAUGAGAAGUUUUAUAAUAUUUAAUAUCGAAAUUUUUUAAUUCUUAACAUUCAGUUUUCGUUUUUUAUAAUGUUUUACACCUUGACAUCUUUGAGGUACUUAUGUUUUAUAUCAUCCAUAUUUAUUUCGGUAAAGUUAGCACGUUACUCACUAUAGGCACGAUCUCAAUAUAUUUGUGUAAAUAUGUAAGUCCUAUACUCGUAGUUGACUGGUGUAUGUCAGGUUGUGUAUUUUGCGUUUGUGUUAUGUGAAGUUUGUAUCAUUUUGUUAGUGUAUUCCAUUGUUGCUUCUGCUAUUAUAGUAUAGUGUAGCGACAUCGAUCUUGAUGUACAGUCCACAGCACAUCACCCUACCCCAAAAUUGUAUUUGCUCAAUUGAUUUUGAACAUAAUGCAAAUGAUAUAAAGAUCAAAAUCAAUUGGGAAUAUCGGUCAUGCUAUAGGAGGUUCAUGUGCUGUAAACUGUACUAUCAUCACAGUACUUUUAACUCGACUGUCCGAUAUAAGACGUCACACUUGUGAGUUUUUAUGAAACGAAAAAUCCCGACUGCAAUUUGUUAAUUUUGCGAUGAUUUAACGAAACUGAAGCCUAAUUUGAAACUAAUUCGAUCCGAGUAGGUAUUAUGUAGGGAUAAGUUCAGAUUAUUAGGUAUAUCGUAAGCUUCGUUUACAGUUCCAAAUUAAAAACGCCUGACUCCUUUCAAUGCUUUAACACGAAAUGUGUGUUCCCAACAGUUUCUGUUUCGGGCCUAGACCAUGAGCUAUAUUUAGUAUCGCUACCACUUCAACAUUGAUUUAUUAUUUAAUGAUUCCUUAAGAAAAUGCUGCAUUUAUAUAUAUAAAUAUCACGUUGUUUGCGACCGUCAGACAAAAGUAAAAGACGCACACGUCACUGGCCUCGUUUUAACAUUGACUAAUCUAUGCGGAGUGUGACAGAGAGAGGAUGAUCUGUGUAUUGGUAAAGAGGGAGAUAGAACAUGGUGCGUAUUCAUUAUUAUUUAAGUGUCUUAUUUUCAAUUGUUUCUAUUUAUGUUGUGAUGUUGGUCUUCCACAUGUUUAAGAAAUUUUCAUUUUAUUAGAUAAAUAUCUACUUAUUAUUUGUAUGUACAGUGACUUACGUUAAGUAUUCGUUUUUGGAUGCCAUGUUGUAACGAGCAUUAUUAUAUUACAUUAUUAUAUUGUAAUAAUAAAUAUAUAAGUUUCGGAAGAAAGUCAAUAUCUUACGUGUUUCUACAAGUAAGUGCAAACAU
Molecule: messenger RNA, 8001 nt
Organism: Ostrinia furnacalis (Asian corn borer)
Lineage: Eukaryota; Metazoa; Arthropoda; Insecta; Lepidoptera; Crambidae
Gene: cic
Product: Putative transcription factor capicua
Exons: 30
Coding region: 593-5710 (1705 amino acids)
Biological process (GO): regulation of transcription by RNA polymerase II
Cellular component (GO): nucleus
Molecular function (GO): RNA polymerase II transcription regulatory region sequence-specific DNA binding; DNA-binding transcription factor activity, RNA polymerase II-specific
Source: RefSeq, a predicted model, not a curated record